UUCUUCUUCUUCCUCCGUCUCUUCAGGGGCCGUUCAGUGAAAUUCAUUUUUCAUCUUUUUGUGUUGUAUAAAUUUCUCUCUCCUCCAUGUUCACAGAUUGGGGGAUGCUGUUUCUCUCUCUUCAUAUUCUCUUAUUCCCUUUUUCUAUUUCUCCCUUUUGAAGACCCUAUUUUUCUUUUGAGCUUGCCGCCAAUUUCACCAUCAGAUGUAUAGGUUUGUGUUUUUUCUCUGCUCUAUUUCAAUGGAUCCUCUUUAGACACUGUGAAGGACCCACCAAGAUGAUCUAUGUCGAGCAAGGUAUGCCUGGGAAGUGUUCGACAAAAUGCCCAAGAUUAUCUCUCACCAUCCAAGUUGUUGGAAUUAUGCUGAUGGAGUUCAUAUGUUGCUGAUGGUGUGAAGAAGAUGGUGACUUGGUUGUUUAGCAGCGUCAAAUUCUCUGGUUUACUAUGUAAAUACAAGAGAGAAUUGAACUUAAAUUACUUGCAAAAUCGUUAUCUGGUAAACAUAAAACUGAAAUGGGUGAAAGACAAAGACUUGGAUACUGUAGUAAGUACUGAGAAGGACCUCAAGGCUGUUUGCUUUCUUGUUUCCAUAAUCUCUUCAAGUCCCGACUGUUGCCUUCCGAUCUACCGUCUGCGUUGCCAUCGUCGGCAGCUGGGUCUUCCACAUGAUGUCAAGAUGUCUACCUUCAUUAGGAGAUACCCUUCUAUCUUUCACGAGACGCAUAUUCUCGACACUGGAGGCACUCGUGUGCCAUCGUUUGGCUUAACUCGAGAAGCUAUGGAGCUUAAUGAGGAGCAAAUCUAUGUCCUUCAGCAGUGUUGGAUGGAUCUUCGAUCUAGGCUUUGCAGAUUGCUAAUGCUCACGAGUGGUUCGACACUUCCUUUACAGACGAUUGACCAGUUGAGAUGGGACUUGGGACUACCGUAUGAUUAUUGGAACUCUUUCAUUCCAAAUCACCAGGACUUGUUUUCGUUCGUCCAGCUUCGAGAUGAUCGCGUCGGGUUGAAACUUCUGUCCUGGGAUAGUGACCUUGCUGUUUCUGAACUGCAGAAGAAUGCUGCUUCCCAACAGAUGGAAGAAGACAUAAGAAAUGGCUGUUUGGCCUUUCCAAUUGGAUUUACAAGGGGUUUCGGAUUGAGGAGAAGAUGUAUGGAUUGGUUAAAAGAAUGGCAGAAGCUCCCUUACACUUCUCCAUAUUUUGAUGCCUCCCAUUUGGAUCCCCGUACCGAUGUGUCUGAAAAGAGGCUUGUCGGAGUCUUUCAUGAGCUUCUUCACCUUACCUUGCAAAAGAAAACCGAACGCAAGAAUGUAAGCAACCUCCGCAAACCUUUCUCUAUGCCCCAGAAGUUCACCAAAGUGUUCGAGCGCCAUCCUGGUAUCUUUUACAUCUCUAAGAAGGGUGACACGCAGACUGUAAUUCUUCGUGAAGCAUACGACGGUGACAAACUUCUACAAAAGCACCCUCUUGUUUGCAUCAGGGAAAGAUUUGCAAGCAUGUUGAAGAAAGGCCAACUAGAUAGAAGCAGAGGUUUAUACAAAAAAGAAGAUCAAUUUGGACAUUUUCAUCAUCUUGAAGUCGAAGAGACUCAAUAUAGUUCUGAAGAAGCAUCUGACUAUAACUUGCUUUCAGAAUAUGACUCGGAAUCGGAUGGCCCAAUCGACAAUAGAUGUUGAAGAAGUUGCCAUGACUAUAGAAUAUUCAGCUUUCAGCAUUCUUUUUUUUUUCACUCACAGGUUGGUUGCCAGAGAUAUGGUACAAGCAUCCUUAAGUUUUGUGGUAACUUAUUUGCAACU
Molecule: messenger RNA, 1797 nt
Organism: Momordica charantia (bitter melon)
Lineage: Eukaryota; Viridiplantae; Streptophyta; Magnoliopsida; Cucurbitales; Cucurbitaceae
Product: Ubiquitin carboxyl-terminal hydrolase family protein
Molecular function (GO): RNA binding
Source: RefSeq, a predicted model, not a curated record